Molecule: messenger RNA, 750 nt
Organism: Cladophialophora bantiana CBS 173.52
Lineage: Eukaryota; Fungi; Ascomycota; Eurotiomycetes; Chaetothyriales; Herpotrichiellaceae
Exons: 3
Coding region: 1-750 (249 amino acids)
Molecular function (GO): catalytic activity
Source: RefSeq, a predicted model, not a curated record
AUGGACACUGUCUUCCAGCACCUCUUGAGGUUCAUAGACCAGGACGGCAACACGCGGUAUGGAGAGGCAGGCUCGACCACAGACCCGGCCGAACUCGUCGGCGCAUCUAUUCAAAUCUUCGAGGGGAGCGAACCGUGGGAUUCGGGUUUCCGAGCAAGUAGCACGCACAAGGUAGUCAAGGAGGUUCUGUCGCCUCUCCAAACUACGCCGAUAUUCUACUGCGUUGGGCUGAAUUAUCGCAAACAUAUCGAGGAAACGGGGGGCGAAUUCUGCGUUAUAAUCGGCCGACCCUGCAAAGAUCUCGAUUCGUCGCAAGAUGUAAGACCAUACAUCCUGGGCUACACAGUCGGCAACGAUGUGAGCUGUCGUUACUGGCAACAGCGCGCAGGGGCACCGUAUUCCAAAUCGUUCGAUCAAUUUGGCCCCAUCGGCCCUGUCAUCGCGUCCGCCAAAGUCGUCGGCGACCCUGGCAAUCUUCAUCUAACCACCAAAGUCAAUGGAGAGACUCGACAAGAUGCGAGCACGGCUGAUUUUCUGUUCAACGUGGACGAGAUCAUCAAGUUUCUAAGCCGGGGGAGGACCCUAGCACCAGGCACUGUCAUCAUGACGGGGACGCCGUCAGGGAUUGGCAUGGCGAAGAAUCCUCCGGUCUGGAUCAAGGACGGAGACGUGGUGGAAGUUGAGAUUGAAAAGGUGGGAAUCAUUCGUAACAAGUUCGUGGUCCCUCUGCAGAGGGAGGUCAGGCUGUAG